AUGGUUCACUUGCCACAGUCUGUGAAGGAUUUCGGUCCUGUUCAUCAUUAUUCUACUUUCAACUUUGAGAGUGUUGUAGGUUCUAUUGUACAAUCUGUGAAUGGCCCAAAUUUAAUCGUUGCUGAGCUGAUAAAUAACAUCCGUCUCGUACAAUGUGCAACAGCUAAGCUCAAUACCACCAGUUUCAGCACAGAUCUCAUACUGUUUGUUCAUCGUCUUUUCGCUUCGAAACGACAAGCAUUACCAAAACAGACAGUUUCAAAUGAAAAUAAUUUUAUUCGUGCUGCUCGCAAACUGAAAUUAUCUGAUGAUCAUGUUGUGAUGACUCACUUACAGAGUACUCAACAUAUGAAAUUUACUCUGUAUGAAACGUGUUGGAAAAAAAGUGUGCAAUUCACCGUGUAUGAUCCUAGUUCAACAACCCAAACUUCUGAUUCAUGUAUAUUGUUCAGAAAUCUUCAAAGUGAAAUGAAUUGUGGAUUUAUCGUGGCUAUUAUUUCAAAUUCACAGCAGAAAAUUAAACUUAUAAUCCAUCAAGUACACAUUGAUCAGCAUGAUGCUUUCACACUGGGUAACAAACACAUAGUUAAUCCAUUCGUGUUUUGGAGACGUCUAACGCAUCCACCCGGGUUGGUAACAAUCAAUAUUGAAGAUAUCAUUGUAAAAAUUGCGUACAGCAAAGUGAAAAAUAUCUUUCAUUUUUAUCAAUACCCAAACAAUGUUGAGAGCACUUGA
Molecule: messenger RNA, 735 nt
Organism: Adineta ricciae
Lineage: Eukaryota; Metazoa; Rotifera; Eurotatoria; Adinetida; Adinetidae
Source: the annotation of a GenBank genome assembly